This is a messenger RNA of Colletotrichum costaricense, 951 nucleotides long. Its product is annotated as L-fuculose-phosphate aldolase. The transcript has 3 exons. Gene Ontology annotation, molecular function: actin filament binding. The record is from RefSeq and is a predicted model, not a curated record. Gene Ontology annotation, cellular component: cytoskeleton. NCBI's taxonomy places the organism in Eukaryota, Fungi, Ascomycota, Sordariomycetes, Glomerellales, Glomerellaceae. The coding region runs from base 1 to 951 and encodes 316 amino acids.
AUGGCGCAGACGGUCACAACAACAAGAAUUGCCUCACGAGUACCACUGACUUCCAGGAUGUCCACCACCUUGGAUGAGGAUGCUCAAGUUGUUCGGAAGUCCGUCGGACUGCGCCGCGUGGAUGCCACAUUCAUGAAUGGCCUCUCAACUCUCAAUGGAGAGGGUGCUACCAUCGGACGAGGCUUUCCAAUUGAAGGUAUCCCGACAUUCGUGGAUCCCUACAAGGCACGGCAAUGGGCAUUGGAGCAUAUGGCUGGAGCUUUUAGGGUCAUGGCACGGAAAGGUUACCUCGAGGGUACUGCCGGACACAUAUCUGUCCGGGAUCCCGUCGACCCUGACACAUUCUGGAUCAACCCUCUAGCCCGACAUUUUGCAAUGAUGAGAGUUAGCGACCUUGUUCAGGUAAAUAUGAAUGGAGAGGUCAUAGGUGGAAACAAGGCUUGUAUUAAUAAUGCCGGCUUCACUAUUCAUUCAGCUCUCCACGCCGCCCGACCAGACGUGAACGCUGCCUGCCAUUUCCACAGUAUCCACGGGAAGGCCUGGUCUUGUUUCAACCGACCCCUGGAGAUGCUGAACCAGGAUGCCUGCACCUUUUACAAUGACCAUGCUGUUUACGAUACAUUCGGCGGUAUCGCUUUUGAAGGUGAAGAAGGCAGGCGAAUCGCAGGUGCUCUGGGCGAUAAACGGUGCGCGAUUCUCAAGAAUCAUGGGCUUCUGACGACAGGGAGCACUGUCGACGAGGCAGCGUUCCUCUUCACGCUAAUGGAGAAUACCUGUCGGGCACAGUUGCUCGCCGAGGCUGCCUCGGCUUCUGGGAUUCGAAAGCACAUAUGUCCUCAUGAAGAGGCAGAGUACACAUACAGACUCACAACGCCAGAAUCCAUGUGGUUGGAAUUCCAACCCGACUACGAAUACGAGUUGCAGGAAUCGGGUGGGAGCUUGUUGAAUUAG